AUGGCGACGAAGGUGAAAACCUACACUGCCAACCUCGGCAAGACGCUGCGUGAGACGAACAAGUGCAAGGGCCGAUUGCUGUACUACUUCCCGCCCAAGGAGACGCCAGCUCCGGAAGAAAAGGGUCAAGUGGCCGAGGAUGGCUGGAUCGGCUGGCACAACGAUUCGGGCUUCAUGACGGGACUGACGCCCGACAUGUUUGUGGAUGAUACGGAUGGAUCCGUCAUGGAGAAUCCUGACCCAGAGGGUGCUGGGCUUUGGAUCGUUGAUCGAGAUAGCAGCGCGGUUCGGGUCCGCGUUCCUCCAGAUUGCAUGGCCAUUCAGGUGGGCGAGUGUACCCAGGUGGUCACGGGCGGUGAAUUCGUGGCGACUCCGCACUGCGUGCGCGGCGUGCGGCCGCAGUUUGUUCCUGCUGGGCGCAAGGUGGCGCGUGUGGCUUGCCCCUGCUUCGUAGAUACACAUCCCACCUUCAAACUAAGGAUUCCCGAAGGCUUUUCGGCUGACGAGAUGUUGGCCAAAGGUGUCUCCUCCAAGGUUCCACCGCUUGCGGAGCGUUGGGAGCCUGGUCAGAGUUUCGGCGACUUCUUGGGUGCGACCUUCCGGCGCUACUACGACUGGGCACUGGGAAAGUCGGGUCCUGCGGCAAAGAAAGCGCGGACGGCAUGA
Messenger RNA from Cladocopium goreaui, 666 nucleotides. The record is from the annotation of a GenBank genome assembly. NCBI's taxonomy places the organism in Eukaryota, Dinophyceae, Suessiales, Symbiodiniaceae.